Drosophila arizonae is the source of this 1348-nucleotide messenger RNA. RefSeq lists its product as uncharacterized. Gene Ontology annotation, biological process: carbohydrate metabolic process. Gene Ontology annotation, cellular component: cytoplasm. Gene Ontology annotation, molecular function: glucose-6-phosphate 1-epimerase activity; carbohydrate binding. The record is from RefSeq and is a predicted model, not a curated record. Lineage: Eukaryota; Metazoa; Arthropoda; Insecta; Diptera; Drosophilidae.
UGUUCAACAGCUUCAUAAUAACAAAAUAGCACUACAUAAAAAUAUAGAUCCUUUUUGAAAAAGAUCAAGUAAUUUACCUUGAGAUAAGAUUGAUCGACCAUAGGGGGCGCUGCAGCUGCAACCAAUAGGGUGGAACAACAGUCAAACUUACAGAACCGUUACGUGUAAGCAAAAUGGCCACGACUGCGGCUGCCGUGGCAGCCACCAGUGUUGUUGUAUUGGAUCGUGGCAAUAAUACGACAUGCACAAUCAACUUGCAUGGUGCGACUGUUGUGUCUUGGCGUGUUAAUAAUCAGGAGCAGUUGUUUGUUAGCAAGUUGGCAUCGUUUGAUGGUAAAAAGGCUAUACGCGGGGGUAUACCGUUUGUUUUUCCACAAUUUGGACCCUGGUCCUUUGGUCCACAGCACGGCUUUGCAAGAAUCACACGCUGGCAUUUGGAUCGAGCCCCAGAACGACUACACAAUGGCGAUGUGGAGGCAAUAUUUUCGCUGAUGGACAAUGAGUUUACGCGUUCUAUAUGGAACUAUCAAUUUCGGAUAACCUAUCGCUUGAUUCUGCGUGAAAAGGAACUACACUUUCACAUCGGCGUUUAUAAUCCUAGCAAAGAUCUGAGUUUCACAUUCAACAUGUUGUUGCACACCUAUCUAAAAGUUCCAGAUGUUCGACGAUGUCAGAUAACUGGACUUCAGGGCUGCCACUUUAUAGACAAGACACGCGAGGGCGCUCUGUAUCAGGAGGGUCGUGAGGUGGUCACUGUCAACGAGUGGACAGAUCGCAUCUAUCAGCAUACGCCACAGGAGCAUGUGAUAACGAAUGUAGUAUCUGGGCGUAAGAUGAGGCUGCACAAAUACAAUUUCCCAGAUACAGUUAUUUGGAAUCCAUGGAUCGAUCGGUCGCGAGAAAUGAGCGACUUUGGUGACGAUGAGUUUCCCAACAUGCUAUGCGUAGAGGCUGGCAAUGUCAGCUCCCCAGUCAUAUUGCUUCCGGGCACUUGCUUUGAAGCCAGCCAGAUACUACAGCAAUUUAAGUAUCCCUAUAAUUUGGUACUGCCCAAGAAAAAAGCUCAGAGAAAACUAAAAUGAUUGCGUAAAAUCUUAAUUAAAUCUAUUAUACUUUAACUAUAUCUAUCCAGAUUAUCAUCGAAGGAAAUGUCAGCCGUAAGACCAAACGGAAUCGCUAGCGUUUAAGGAAUCGGAACCCGCUGAGGUGAACCGAUUCGUACACCAUUCAUUGAGGUCGUCCACAAAAUAAGCAGAAAGUCAGGAAGAAUUAGGAACACUUUGUCAGUUGAUUAUAAGUGAAUAACUUAAGUUACUAUCCCUAUAACUAGCGCAUAAAUUUUUCCUUC